UUGCAGACUGGAAGUGCCCUCCAACCCUUGGCAUGAGAGGUACUGGAGUGCCACCUCUGUAGUUUGAGCAGCGCCACUUUGUCAGAUCCCGGUGAGGGUGGGAUCACCCUGAGAUGAGCAGCCUGUAGCCGGGGCCAGCCCCGCUGCCAGGGCUCCCUGCCCUGGGACGAUGAGGAGUCAUCUGCUGGCCUAACAGGAAGAUUUUUGUGGCAGUUCUUGUUUCGUUUUGUUUGGUUUUUUUUUGCUCCCGAACCUUGUGAAAUUUCAUGUGACGGCGAAGCCGCUUCCCGCGCCCGCCUUGAGCCGCCUCGCAGCCGAGGGCUCGGUGGUGGAGGGCCAUCACCAUGGCAGCAAAACAGCCCCCGCCGCUGAUGAAGAAGCACAGCCAGACCGACCUGGUGAGCAGGCUGAAGACACGCAAGAUCCUGGGGGUCGGCGGGGAGGACGACGACGGCGAGGUCCAUCGCUCAAAGAUUAGCCAAGUACUGGGAAAUGAAAUCAAGUUUGCUGUCCGGGAACCACUGGGGCUCAGGGUCUGGCAGCUGGUUUCCGCCGUCAUGUUUUCCGGGGUCGCCAUCAUGGCCCUCGCUUUCCCCGACCAGCUCUACGAUGCCAUCUUCGACGAGGAAUCGGUGAGCAGCAAGACUCCCAUCCGGCUCUACGGAGGAGCCCUCCUCAGCAUCUCGCUCAUCAUGUGGAACGCCCUGUACACGGCCGAAAAAGUCAUCAUCCGCUGGACCCUGCUGACGGAGGCGUGCUACUUCGCCGUGCAGUUCCUGGUUACCACUGUCUCCCUGGUUGAGAGCAGCCGGAUAGCCACAGGUGCUGUGCUCCUCCUGGUCAGCCGAGCCCUCUUCAUCCUCAUCAGCAUUUAUUAUUAUUACCAAGUUGGACGCCGUCCCAAGAAAGUCUAAUUCCUGGGCUUUUUGUCAUGGGAAGGGUGGGAGGGGGGGGUUUGUGUCGGUAAUUUUGCAUUAUAAUUAUAACUUUUUGUUUGUUUGUUUUUUUGUUAGUCCCUUUUGGUUCUAAAGUGGUUUCCUUCUUUUCCACUUACCGGCAUGAAUCAGUGUGUAACCCGGUGCUGGUGGCGUUGCCAGGUGAAAUGGGGAGGGGGGAGCAGCGUUGGGCAGGACCCCCCAGCCCCUCAGCAGGAGGCAAGGAGCAGCGGGAGGAAGGCUCAGGGAGGUGUGUGGGCCUGGCAGGCUCAGGGAAAAGAGCCAGUUUCCUGGGGGGAACUGGCUGAUGGGAUCACAGGCUCUGAACCCACUGGAACAAAGCACAAAAUAAGACCAGCAUAUUGAAACCAAAUCCCUGAGGAGACAGGGUAGCAAGACAACCACCGAAGGACUCGCUUGGUAAGCCCUUGGUAAGCCUUGCAGCUGCCUGGUGGAGCGUGCCCUUGUGUACAGCCCAUUCCCCUUUUAGCAAGUACUGACUGUACAGGUAGCUGGGAGCUGGACGCGUCUAGGUCAAGUUCAGCACUUUGCAAAGAGCUCUUCUUUCCUCGCUGAUAGAGAUGCCACCUCCUUUAUAGUUUUGCACUGGGUGCUGUGCCAAGCUUGGCAGGAGAUGGAGCAAAAGAACUGAGAGAGCCUCUUGCUUGUUCCCUUCACAAGGACAGCACUGGGAACAGCGGAGCAACUUGAACUGCAGCAUGUGAGAAGUGAAGGAAGUGAUUGGAAAUAGCCCAUCGAGUACAGAGACAUCCCCUUGCUUGGGCUGUUUUGUGAAGUUUCUAGGCUGAGGUCCUGUCCCUUUACCCCGGAACGCUUCUACAGUUGCAGCUUUACUGAUGGUAGUAGCAGUGGUGGGUGUGAGGUAGUGUCUGACACUUCUGUUAAGCAGGGGCUGGAGUGCUGUUGUGGUUAGCGCUAGUAAGAGCAGAGCCAGCAUCAGUACAGCUGCUUGGGUGAGUGAACAGCCUCUAGAGAUGAGUCCCAGCUGUGGGAGAUGGUGUUCCAGCUCAGCUAACGUGCAGGCAUCGCAUCUCUUCUGACUUUGAGAAGAGGGGACCAAAGUUUGUAGCAUUAAGAUACUUAAGUGGGAUGAAGAACAGCAAGGAGCGGGGCGUAUGAAGGCAUCGUUGCCUUCUCUAGCUCAGUCAAGGACUGACUGAAUGUGCUUUGGUACUCACUGGCCAGUUUCUCCAACACCUCCUGGGCUUGACAGCAUUGACUGCCCUGCUUCCUAGUGCUUUCCUUGCGGAUUAUCCCUGUCCACAGCUGGAGGCAGCUUUUUUGUUCUCCAUGGAACUAAAGCCAGAAGGCCUGCAUGCAGGAUAUGGACCUCAAACUCAUGUGCUACUGCUGGCUGGAUCAAAGCAUGCCCUGGAAUAGAGCUGACAUCCCAAAAUCCCAGUAGAAAGAUGCCUACGCAAACAGAAGUGCUUGUGUGAACAACAGCCCUCAAGCCACUGGUGAGACUGGGAUCUACAGCUAUUGCUGUUCAGUAUCUUAGUAGAGUUAGAAGAAGGUAGUGGGUAGUUACUGUAUGUUGUGUUAGUGCUUUUGGCAUUUAGAAGCAGCAGCUGCAUAAACUUGGGACACUGUGUGCAUUUUACCUACUGGCCAUGCAAAAUGUCUGUCAGGUAAGAAUAUUGGAAAUAGUUGAACCAGGAAACAUCACAGCUGUAAUUUAUUUUUUUCCUAAGUAGUAAAUCAAAUGGAGAGGCAACAUCCAACAGCAGGCUAAAUUCUGGAGCCUCCCAACAAGACGUGCCUGCCAAGCUGCUCUCAACAUGUCCAAAAUAUUAUACUGAGCAAAAAAACUUGUAUUUAAGAGGAGCCUUCCUGUUCAGGUGGAAGAGUUGGGCUCUAAGAGGGAAACUUUUUCCCUGUGAGGCAGGAACUGAUCAAGUGCAGCCUGGGGAGUACGACAAACCAGGCAGUGCUGCGUGUGGGAGCUGGAGCGUGGCAUGCUGUGGCUGUAGCUCUCACCCCGCGCACCACCCGCAGGCACGGCUGCCGUGGCUUCAGUGCAGCACUUGGGCUGUAGUUGUUGGUAUAGGUACGUGAAGCUUGAUUCUUUGUGUUUUGGGGGGGUCAUGUGAAUGUAUACACAGACUGAUCGUUGCUUUUGGGAGCGGGGGGGGGAAAUUAUGUUUCUAGGAAAGACAAGUAAAACUGACCAGAGCAAAAGCGAUCUUGCAGAAAAAGGAAAUGGAGGGUCAUCGUAAUGUUGUCUUCCCAUCUGUGCUGGCUGCAGGUCCUAGGAACUUAGUUCUGACUCUGAAUCUGUUGAUGGUUGCUUGUUUAGUGUACCUUGAAAUGUCACCCCACAGGUGAGACAAAUGAGUUACUACUGCACUAUUGUGAGAGCAGUUCUUCAAGACUUCAUAGUGGUUAAAUCAUGUGGGAGGGUGGAGGAAGCAGUUACAGCUCUCCAAAGGACCUUUAAAUCAGGUGAGGUCAGAUUCCUCUGGUCCCCUGCUUAGCAGCUGCCUCUGCAAAACUUACCACCAUGAGCCACUUCUAGUUUUGCCAGUCAAUGUCUUGUUCUAACACAGAACAAAGCCUGGAGGAGUGCUCUGAAAAGGGAGAGGUGAAGUUGUUUUAUUUUGAUGCUUCUUGCUCCACCUUGCUGUAAAUUGGACCAUGUAGAAAGUAUGGAAGUGGGUUGGGGCUCAAAACUUUUUCUACAACUAAGUGAGAAGGGGCAAAUGAUGCCCCUACCUGGCAAUGGCUGUGAAAAGGCUGUGGUCCCUGGCAUGGUCCCAUCUUAUCAGCAAGGUGCUGCAGGAGAAACAGGGCCAUGUGAGGAGGUGAAUUUGUAGCAGGUGAGGUCUAGGAGGGAGUUUCUCAGGGUGGCUUGAGGACGGAGCCCAGGCAGAGCACCUGCAGGGCUGCCAGAACCUGGCUGGCCUGGUUGUCUUUGCUCUUGUGGAUGGGGGGAAAGGGAGGAGGAUGCUGAAAUGUUUGUAAGGACUGCAUCCCUAAGGACAGAAGUGCUGGCAUCACAGUAGCAGUUGACCAUAUAAUCUGGGAUCAGAAGCCUUGAGGCAUCACCUCAGGCUCUGCUACUGAUCUACUGAGAAAAAAACUUCCAUUUCCACAGGCUUCAGUUUCCUUAUCCGUUAAAACUGUGAGAAAGGCCUUGGAUUGACAUCGUCUUCCAAGGGAGACUGCAGUGAGUUACCUGCAUUCAUACAAAGUUGUGCAGGGCUGGGAGUCGUGGUUCCCUGAGGGUUGUGCUCCAAGCAGGCACGGGCCAGGACAAAGGCUGCCCCCCUUUCUCUGCUGGAGAUAGACUCAAACCUUUGCGUUCACAGAGCCCUCGCUUUUGAGGGUGAAGAAAGCUCAUCAUUCACAUAACUCUCUACAUCGCCUUAUUGACGCCUAACUAAUAUCUGGCAAACUGGAGCUGGUGACAAAGGAGAGGCUCUGUCUGUCCUAAGCCGGCCUCUCCUUUCUGGUCAAGGGUUUUUACUUGGGCGGGGUGGGGGGCGCAGGGGAGAAUGGGACACUUCAGUUUAUACCUCAUUUUAGCUGCUGUACCCAAGUUUAUUCUUUCUCCUCUGGUAAGAAAGUGACUGUACUUAACACCAAGCAAAUAGUGAAAAUUAAAGCCGUUUCACUUCACUGUCA
This is a messenger RNA of Athene cunicularia (burrowing owl), 4583 nucleotides long. RefSeq names its product tumor protein p53 inducible protein 11 (gene TP53I11). The transcript is spliced from 7 exons. The record is from RefSeq and is a predicted model, not a curated record. NCBI's taxonomy places the organism in Eukaryota, Metazoa, Chordata, Aves, Strigiformes, Strigidae. Bases 345 to 914 code for a protein of 189 amino acids.